Messenger RNA from Ordospora pajunii, 1665 nucleotides. RefSeq names its product FtsJ-like methyltransferase. Gene Ontology annotation, cellular component: preribosome, large subunit precursor; nucleolus. Gene Ontology annotation, biological process: rRNA methylation; maturation of LSU-rRNA from tricistronic rRNA transcript (SSU-rRNA, 5.8S rRNA, LSU-rRNA); maturation of 5.8S rRNA from tricistronic rRNA transcript (SSU-rRNA, 5.8S rRNA, LSU-rRNA). The transcript has a single exon. Bases 1 to 1665 code for a protein of 554 amino acids. Gene Ontology annotation, molecular function: rRNA (guanine) methyltransferase activity; rRNA (uridine-2'-O-ribose)-methyltransferase activity. The record is from RefSeq and is a predicted model, not a curated record. NCBI's taxonomy places the organism in Eukaryota, Fungi, Microsporidia, Ordosporidae.
AUGGGGAAGAGCAAUCAGAUUGGAAAAGCAAGACUCGACAAGUACUACACUCUUGCAAAGGAAAAGGGAUACAGAGCACGAUCUGCGUUCAAGCUGAUCCAAAUGAACAGGAAGUAUGGGUUCUUGGAGAAUGCACACAUCUUGAUCGAUCUAUGUGCUGCACCGGGGUCGUGGUCGCAGGUGGCAGCACAGGAGAUGCCGCUGCGCAAGAAGAUCAUUGCAGUGGAUAUUGAGCCAAUAAAGUUUAUUGGGGAUGUCGAGACUGUGGUUGCAGACAUAACUGGUGAGCAGUGCAGGUCAGAGCUGAAGAUGAUUCUUGGAAAUCACAAGGCAGAUGUGGUUCUGAACGAUGGAGCACCGAAUGUGGGCACUUCUUGGGAGAACGAUGCAUUCAAUCAGAAUCUGCUUGUGCUGCACUCAAUAAAGCUAGCAAGCGAGUUUCUGAAGAAAGACGGAGUGUUUGUAACGAAGAUUUUCCGCUCUCAGGACUACUUUUCGCUGCUGGAUGUGAUGUCUCGACUGUUCAGUGUUGUUGAGACAUCCAAGCCUCUGAGUUCGAGGUCGCAGAGUGCAGAGAUAUUUUUGGUAUGCAUGGGGUUUGUUGGGGAGGACAGUGUUGACUGUGGAAUGCUUGAGCCGUCUGCGGUGUUCAAGGAAGAAAAGGAAGCGGGGGGAUAUGAGGACUUCAACUUCUGCAAGAAACUGAAGUUUACAGACUUUCUCAUGGAAGACAAUCCGCAGAUCCUGUCUGGGAUGCUUCAGAAGUAUUCGGAGAUUGUAGUUGAUUUGAGCAAGGAGUCAUCAGGCAAGAUCCUAGAGCCUGAGACUGCUGAGCUGUUUAAGGAUCUAAAGGUGCUUGGCAAGGGAGAUAUACGGGCGAUAUUGAAGAAAAGAAAGAGCAUAGUAAGGAUGGUGAGGGAAGGGGAAGUUGAGAUUGAGGAGCUGAAGUUUUUGAAAGUUGAGAAUGAAGAAGAGGAGCCUGAGGAGAAGCAGAAGAGUGUUGAGGAGAAGAUUGAGGAGAUCCGUGCAAAGAUGGAGAGGAGGGCAAGAGCAGAAGAUAGGAAAAGAAUGCAAGUGUGUGUAGAGGACAAGAUGUGUUUUUUGAACGACAAUGUUUUUGAGAAGCUUAGGAUGAUAAAGGAGAGCACAGGAAUGCAGGAAGAAGCAGAUGGAGUGGGAAGAAGCAGAGACGUAGAAGUCAGCAGUUGCUCUGAUAGUCUUGAUCUUGAUGAGGAGGAGAUGAUGUGUGUUGCAAGGCUUAAGGAGAAUCCAGAUGCAUUUAUUGAGGACACGAUUGACAGAAACAUCCGUGAUCCAAAUGAGAAGCUGCCAAACUACUUGCGCGAAGACCAAGAGAUGUUCUAUUCAAGGCCGUCUAAAGCAGAUGAGACUCGAAUGACCAAGAAGGAGAAGGAGGCGCUGAUGAGGCGAAAAACACGUGCAGAAAGGCGAGCAGAGAUGUUCAUGAAGAGUCUUGUUGUUGAUGAUUCGGAAGAGGAAGGGAUGAUAGCAAAGAAGGUGUAUCGAUCGUCGUUCAAGAAGACCAAAGCCAAGCCAAGGAUUGUGUUUUCUAAGAAGAGGGGAUGUGGGAUACCGAAAGGAAAGGGAAAGCUGGUGAUGCUAGACAAGAGAAUGAAGAAAGACAAACGAGCCAAGAAGGCAUGA